Molecule: messenger RNA, 613 nt
Organism: Phalaenopsis equestris
Lineage: Eukaryota; Viridiplantae; Streptophyta; Magnoliopsida; Asparagales; Orchidaceae
Product: transcription factor BHLH148-like
Exons: 2
Molecular function (GO): protein dimerization activity
Source: RefSeq, a predicted model, not a curated record
CGAGGCGGAGACGGCCGCAAUAUUCAUCGACGGAUUAUUGAGUUGUUAAGAAGGAUUCAGAGAGGUAAACAAUCGGGCUCCGGCAAAGGCGGAGGCGGCGGCGGAGGCAUUGAAAGUAGUAAGGGAGGAGAAGGGAGCCGCGUGUUUAGGCAUAUGAUGCGAGAGAGACAAAGAAGGGAGAGGCUUAGCCAAAGCUAUGCUGAUUUACAUGCUAUGCUCUCUGCUCGGACAAAGGCGGAUAAGAAUUCGAUAGUGCAAACAGCUGCAGCGGUGGUGAGGGAGUUGAAAGGAGUGAAGGAAGGGUUACAGAAGAGAAAUGAGGAGCUGAUGAAAAUGGUGGCACCGGCGAUGGCUACGGAGGCGGCGGAAGGGACUAGUGUGAGAUUUGAAGAGAGAAUGGAGCUCGCUGGUGGGGAAGGCCGGGUGAUUACAGUCCGAGCGGAGAAUUCAACAUCGGCGAUGGAUUCGGUCAUUGGUGCUCUUCGUUGCCUCGAGCGCAUGGAUGUGCAGGCCAGAGCUAUUAGGACGGAGUUCGCGGGCGGCGGCGGAGGAGGGAUGAUUGGUGGUGUCAUGACCAUUGAGACUAAUGAGGUAUGGAAAAAAUGGAAAAACA